Trametes versicolor FP-101664 SS1 is the source of this 1635-nucleotide messenger RNA. RefSeq names its product feruloyl esterase-like protein. The record is from RefSeq and is a predicted model, not a curated record. Lineage: Eukaryota; Fungi; Basidiomycota; Agaricomycetes; Polyporales; Polyporaceae. The coding region runs from base 1 to 1635 and encodes 544 amino acids. The transcript is spliced from 12 exons.
AUGUCUCUUCCCACCGCUCUCGCCCUGCUCGGGCUCGCUAUCACCGCUGGGGCUGCCUCGGGGCCCACCGCCGGCUCCCAGAGAUCCUGCUCCUCCUUUGGCCCAACUCCCCUCGCUGGCGUCGCAUUCACUGGGACCACGCACUUUGCCGCUAACACCCGUGUCAACAUCUCGAACGUCUACUCCAGCAUCGACGAGACCAACCUGCCUGCGUUCUGCCGCGUCGAGCUCGUCGUCACCACGAAUGCUACUGCAGGCACGACCGCGCUCGCCGAGGUCUGGCUGCCCGACGACUGGAACGGGCGCGUCCUCACUGUAGGGAACGGAGGUCUCGCCGGAGGAGUAACCGUGACGGAGCUCGGACACGUCGCGAUUCCGCAAGGAUUUGCGGGAAUCUCUACGAACACCGGGCACGACGGCGACACGGACGACGGCGAGUGGGCCGGGCCGCACAACGACAACGCAAUCGUGGACUGGGGAUGGCGCGCGCUGCACCUGAGCGUGCUCGCGGGGAAGCGGAUCGUGGAGGAGUACUACGGCACUGCUGCGAACAAAUCCUAUUAUCUGGGGUGCUCGACGGGUACGCUGAAAGAGGUGCAAGACUUUCCAGACGACUUCGACGGCGUCGUCGUCGGCUCCCCCGCAAACUGGCAGACGCAUCUGCAAGGAUGGUCGAUCCACAUGAACCUGAACACGCAGCCCUCGACCUCGCCGCACUUUAUUACGGAAGACGUCUGGAACGACGUGCUCGCGCCCGAAGUCAUGCGCCAGUGCGACGCGCUCGACGGGCUAUCCGACGGCAUCAUCAACGAUCCCAGAAUAUGCAGCUUCCGCCCCGAGACGCUGACGUGCCGCGCCGGGCAGAACGCGUCGACGUGUCUGACGGGGGACCAGAUCGGUGCGCUGCGCCGCAUUUACGCGGAUUACUACGAGGCCGACCAGACGUACGUCUUUGGGGGGUACUACCCCGGCGGCGAGACGGAGUACUACAAGGGCCUCGUCGGGAAGAAGCAGUUCGAUAUCGGGCUGGGCUAUUUCCAGUUCAUGGUCCUGAACGAUACCAACUUCAAGAUUCAUGACUACAACGCGACCGUACUUAAGAUAACAGAUAGAAUCGACCCCGGGCAGUCGAACGCGAUCAACCCGAACCUAACCGCGUUCGCGGGGCCGCAGCACAACGGCAAGCUGCUGCAGUACGUCGGCUGGGCGGACCAGCUCAUCAGCCCGGGCAACAGUAUCCACUACUAUACCACCGUCGACGAGUUCACGCGCGCGAACACUACGAUGGACAUCGACGACUACUACCGCCUCUUCCUCGUGCCCGGCAUGAACCACUGUGAGGCUGACAAUUGCAUGUACGUACAGGGCGGCUUCGCAGCAAACGCGUUCGGCGCGGUCGAGCAGGCGUCCAACGACAACCCGCCGCUCUCGUUCGACCCGCAGCACAACAUCCUCGCCGCGAUGGUGCAGUGGGUCGAGGAGGGCGUCGCCCCAGACACACUCACCGCCGCGAACUACGUCGGGAACAACGUCUCGAACGGCGUCGGGUUCACGCGCCCGCUCUGCAGGUACCCGACGACGAUCCGGUACAAGGGCGGGGACCCUGACAGCGCGGACAGCUUUGAGUGCGCGUAG